Molecule: messenger RNA, 5020 nt
Organism: Ichthyophthirius multifiliis
Lineage: Eukaryota; Ciliophora; Oligohymenophorea; Hymenostomatida
Exons: 5
Source: RefSeq, a predicted model, not a curated record
AUUUUCAUAUAAUCUUAUUUCACAGUCUUUAAUUUAAUAUUUAUAAUUGCAUUAGUCAAUUUAACAUUUGAGAGAAUUUUCAAUAAAAUAAAUACCAAUAAUCAAUUAAAUGAAUAGCUAUUUAAUGAAAAAAUAGUUUAAAUUGAAGAAUAUAGAAAAGGUCUAUGGUUAAUAAGUGCUUUAGUUUCAUUGAGUUUUUAAUAUUCAAAAUAUUCAUAAUAAUAUAUUUUAAUGUAAAAAAUAAAACCUUACCAUUUAAUAAUUUAAGUAAAGAAGCUUAUUACGAUCUAGAAAUAUAUAUAGUUGAAGGUUAAUCUUGGUUGCAUAUUGUGAAAAUGUUCUUGCCAAAUAGUUUUGUUUUUUUGAAUUCUAUUUUUGGUUUUAUGAAAUAAUAAAAUAUUUCUUAUUAAUUAAAAUAUAGUGAAAUAAAAAUGUCUAAAUAAAAAGUUAAAUUAAUAAAUUUUUUAAUGAUUUUAAUUUUAGGAUUAUUAAUAGGUUUAUAAGCUUUUAAUUUCGGAAUUAUUUCUUAUUUUUUCUAAGCUUUAUUUAUAAUAUAUUUAGUUUUGUAUUUUAGGAAUGAAAAAUAAAAUUAUAAAUAUAUUCUUUUUUUUAUUUAAGUUAAUAAAUUUUUCUGUUGUUUUGUUUUAUUGGCAAAUUAUAUGGUUUCGACAAAAACUUUUUAGAAAUAUAUUAAUUCGGAAAAAUAUACAUUUUUUUUUAUUGGAAUAAACCAUUUAUAUUCAUUUUAAACAAAUUUAAUUGUAAAAUAAAAAAAAAAUAUAUAUUUCAUUUAUAUAUAUAUAUAUAUAUAUUUAUAUAUUCAUAUUUAUUAUUUAUAAUAGGAUAAUAUUAUUUACUUUUGUUUUUUGUUUUUUACUUGCUUAUUAUUAUUUAAAAUUGCUGAUUUUGUAAAAUUUGAUUUACUUUUAAUAGAAAUAAUAAAUUAAACUGAAUAAAUUUAAAAGAAAAUAAAUUAGAUAAAUUUUAAUAACGAAUUUAAAAUAAAAAUAUAAGAAGAUGAUGACUAACAGAAAAUUUAAAAUUAAGAAUUUGUUUCUUAUUAAUAAACUCCUAUUAUCAAUAUUGGGAUAUUUUAAGAAGAAAAUAUUAUUUAUUAAGAAUAAAAAGAAUUACAAAUUUAAGAAUUAAUGCAUUCUGAAAAUUCCGGAAAUGAGUAAAAAUAAGUAUAAUUAAAAUAAUAAAAAAUCAAUUUUCAAACUAAAAUUAAAUAAUUCAUGAAACUUAUUUAUUUAGGAUUUACUUAAUUUUUAAAAAACUUUAAAAGUUUAAUUUUUAUUUUAAGAUUUUUAUAAAUAACAACUAUGAUUCUUUGUCAAAGGUAUUAAUCUUAUUAUUCUUUAGGACUUCUUUUAUGGAUAUUAUUAACAGGACUAACUAUAAACCAUAAUUUUACUAGAAUAAGUACUCUAUUAAUGGCUAUUCCUUCAGUUUUUUUGACAUAGAUAUUUUUGGUUUUUGCUAAUUUAAAAGAUAAUUAAAUAGUUCCUCAUUGGGCAAAUAAUUAUUUAGGUUUUUAAAAAGUAAAAUUUGUUUGGAUUGAAAUAAUAAUAUUAAAUGCUUCUAUAUUUUUCUUUUAUUUAUAUUGUAUAUAAGUUAAGAAAUAUGAAGCUUAAAAAAUCAAAGAAAAAAUGCAAAAAAAUUCAGGAGUAAAAUUUGGAAUUUAAUAAAGGAAAAAAAAUAAAAAAUAAAAAGAUAUAAUUUCCCUGUUUUUGCUUUAUUUUACUAAUAUGAAUAAACUUAUUAAAGUUAAAAAUGAAAAAUAUUCUAAUCUUCAAAAGAAUUGUUAAAAUCAAUAAUAAAUGGUAUUACAUUAAUAAUAAGUAGAGCAGGAAAACUAAUUUUAAUAACAACCUAAUUUAUUGGAAAAUGAUAAAAGUAAUUAGUUAGAGGAAUAAAGUUCUGAUAUUUAAGAAUAGAAAGAUCUUGAAAAAUUAAAACAUAUUUAAUUUGGUAGGAGGUAUUGGAUUAUUUUGGUUAUAUAUGUGGAAAUGUUUAUUUUGGCUAGGUAUGUUUAUUUUUUGAUUUUCUAAUAAUAUAUAAUUGAUAAAUCUGAUUCAUAUAAUUUAAUAUAUUUAAUUGGAAUUAAUUAUAAAUAUUCGCUUUUUAAAUUUGGAUUAGGGUUUAAAUCUGAUGAUUUUGCUUCUGAAUCUAUAAUAUGGAUAUUAUUUUUCUUUAUUAUUUUAUAAUAUGAUUCAUAUAAGAGUAAAAUAUAUUUAAAGUAUUCUCAUAAAAUUAAUACUAUUUUAUCUAAGAAACCUUUAAUUUAAAAAAUAUUUCCUCAAUAUAUUGAUUUUGUAGAAAAGUAAAAAUAAUAAAAUAAUUUUUAUUAAUUUUUUCUUUAAAAAAAAAAAAAGGAUAAAUUUAAUAUACUAUUCAAUAGUAACUUGGAUUUCUUUUAUUUUGAUUUCCGGAGUUUUAAUAUUAACUUAAUUUUCAAUUAUUAAUAGUUUUGUUUUGCUCAUAAUUAUGAUUCUUAUAGUAUAUUAUGUUAUUCAUUAAGAGUUAUUGACUUUAAAUUUUGUUAAAUAUAAGCAGUUUUGGUUUUAAUAUUUUUAACUUUCUUACGUUAUUUUUUACAAUUAACAGGAAAAUAAUAUAUAAAAGAUCAUAUUAUAAUUAAUUUUGGAAGUUGGUAUAGUACAUUUUAAUUAUAUAGACAUUCAAUAGGUUUAUAUUAAGAUACUGAUGAUAAAUAAUUGAGAUAUAAAUUUCUUCCUAAUGUCAUGAAUAUAUUUAUGGCAGUAUUGGUACUUGAUUAUUUUAGAUUAAUGUCAAGAGGACAUAAAGUUCAAUAGUAAUUGCAAUAAAUACAUAAAAAUGAGAAUAUUUUAUAACCUCAAAACAAAUAAAGCUUAUCUUAAUUAAACAUAAGUUUCAGUAGAUAACAAAGUCGAAAAAUGAGUAUUUUAUCAGAGAAUUCAAUAAUAAGUGAUUUUGAAAUUGAAAAUAAAAUCGAAAAUUAAAAUGAAAUUUAAUCUUUUAAAAUUUAUUAAAAAUAUCUUUUAAUUGAUAUGCAAAAAGAAUUUCCUUUUAUAUAAUUACCAAUGAAAUUUAUUGCAAAAUUUUUUACAGAUUUAAUGUCUUUUCUUGUUGUUAUUUUUGCUGUUAAUUUCAAAAUUUCUAUUAGCAUGUUUUAUUUUUUAGUUAUUUAUAUGUAUUUUUAUUAUAAAACGCAUUCCGGGGUUCUUAGAUAUAUUGAAUAGAAUAAAUUCUAUGAGUAAAUUUCGACUAAAAUGUUUAAAUAUAAGCAUUAAUUUUUGUUAAUUUCUUAAACUAAAUAUAAAGAAUAAAAAAAUUAAGAAAAAUUAGAAAAUUAAGAAAAAAAGAGAUAAAAAGUAGAAUAAUAAAUAUUUAAUGAAGAAAAUCAUGUUUUAUUAGAAAAUAUAAAUUAUUUAGAUCAACUGAAUUAAUCUUUAAGAAUAGAAACUAAAUUAAAUGUUUGGGCAUAUUCUUUUAUUGGAAGUACUAUAUUUUUAAUUUUAACUUAUCUUUCUUCUUUUUUAUUAAGUCCAAUAGCUGUCCAAUAUUUUUACUAAGUUAGUUUGUGGAUUUAAUGGUUCUCUUUUAUUUUAGGAACUUAAAUUACGGUUUUGGAUAAUAUGUCCAACACUUUUAGAAAUAUUUAUUUUUAUUUUCUUAUUUUUUGGCUUAAUGUUAUUGAUUGGAAAUGUCUGUUUUAUUUAAAAGACUAACUCGAUAAAUUUAAAGGUCCAAAUUAAAGUGUAGCAUAAAAAAAUUUUGAAAACGAAAAUAAUUAUAGUAUUUAAAAUUAAAGUUAAUUAAUUUAACUUGAAAAUAGUGAAAUUUCAUUAACAAGUGAAUAAAUUUCUAGCUAAAAUUAUUAUAAUAUUUUAAAUUACUAUAAAUAUAGUACAUCUUAUAUUUAAAUGAAAUUAAUGUUUUCAACUUUGUUUAUAAUUCAAAGAUUUUAUAUUUUGUUAAUUUUGUUUAAUUCUGAAAUAAAAGGAAACGCUUAUAGUUGGAUUUAUUUAAUUUUAGCUUGCUUUUUUUGGGUGAGAAUACCAAAGUCUUCUAAUAUUAGGUCUUUAAAUACUUGGUCUAUUUUAAUAGUAUUAUUUUAAUAUGUUUUCUUUUUGCUUAAUAUAAAUUAAGAUAAUUCUUUAAUAUAAAUUCCUGAAAAUCUUUUAAAUUUAAAGAGCUUUUCGGUUAUAUAAAUUUUUUUCAAAAAUAACAUCUAUGAAAAUUAUUUGGGGUUCAAUAGUAAAGAAAAGGGAACUUUUGUAGUUAAUUCAAUAAUCAUAUUUUUAAUUGAAAUUUAUUAAACUUAUUUUAUUGCUAUUUGCUUAGUUAUUAUUAAUAAAAUAAGCGAAAAGACUGUUAAUUAAUAAAAAAAAUAUGAUUACAAAAUUUGGAUAAACUUCUAAUCUUGGAAAAAAAUUUCUUAUAAAAUUUAUUCAUCUAUAUAUAGAAGUAAAAUUUUAUAUAUUAUUUUAUAUUUUUAAAUAAAUUAUAAAAAAAUAAAUAGUUGUUCUAUUAAACUUCCAUUUAAUAGUAAUUAUUAUUUCUAUCGUCUUCUCUUGUUAAGAAUACCAAAUUAUAAAUAUGAUAAUUUUAUUCAUGUGCUUAGGAUAUUUCUUUUAUUAUGAAUUUGUGAAAGAAUGGCCAUUAAAAAUAGAAGAGAAACGAGGAAUAUUAUAAUUUUUUAUUACCCUGAGAUUAUGCAUUUUUUUAAUUUUGUUUGCAUUUACUACUUUUAAAAUUCCUUAUUUAGAUUGCAAAAUAAAUUCUUGCUGUGCACAUAAUUAUGAUAAUGAAGAAAGUUUAUAAGAAUGCAUAAACUAAUAAGAAAACGAAAAUCCUUAUUUAUAUUUUUUCCAUAAAUAAAUGAAUGCAUUUAAAGUAGGAGGAAAUAUUUUCAUUUUAUUUUUUAUCUAAUUAAUUUUCGAUAUUUUGAAUUCUUAAGAUUUUGAUGAAGCUAUAAUAUAAAAUUAAAAAAAGUCUACUUUAAAAGCGUCUUUAAUUUCUAAAUGUAUGGCUU